Messenger RNA from Trifolium pratense (red clover), 1946 nucleotides. RefSeq names its product probable 1-acyl-sn-glycerol-3-phosphate acyltransferase 4. Gene Ontology annotation, molecular function: acyltransferase activity. Gene Ontology annotation, cellular component: endomembrane system. The transcript is spliced from 4 exons. NCBI's taxonomy places the organism in Eukaryota, Viridiplantae, Streptophyta, Magnoliopsida, Fabales, Fabaceae. The record is from RefSeq and is a predicted model, not a curated record. The coding region runs from base 599 to 1753 and encodes 384 amino acids.
UUCGCUGUUGUGUAAUUCUCCACUUUCCACUUCAAUUUUUUCAUGCGUUAAUUCAAUUUCAUUUAUCUAUGUUUUCUUUCAGGAUUUUAGACCUUACUUUACUGUAUAUUAUGAAUGAAUUCAAUUCAACAAUAUAUGGGAUUGGAAUUUCCUAAUUCUGAUUUAUUUUACGAUUUACUAUCCCUAGCUAUAGCUUCAUCAACAAGAUUUCAGAUUCAAAACGCGAUUUACAUGUGCUUUUUAUUUUGAGGUGUAAUUCACAUGAUAGAAUGAAUUUAGAACGAUUCUUCUCAACCAUUUAUUUAGUGACUCAAUGCAUUUUGUGUUUCUAGCUGAAAGCAUGAACGUUUUGAAAGAAUUUGAUGUAGAUCAUACUAUAGAUAUGAAGCAUAAAACAUGAAUAUUGAAUUAAAUCUACGGUAACCGUGUUGAGAGAUGCUUCUACCUCUCACUGAUGAGUCAUUAUGCGUGUUCUGGUUUUUCCAGAGUAUCUAACGUAAUGGGAUGGCUAGGGUAUAUACUCAUGAGUGGAGGAGAGACCUCUCAAUAGGCUGACUAGAAAGAACCAAAAGGGAGGUUUUCCAACCGUUCAUUGAAGAUGGAAGAAGUUUGCACACCUCUCAAAUCUGAUAGUAGAUUAAAGCACCGUCCUUUGACUCCUCUUAGGCUUUUAAGGGGUGUGAUAUGUUUGGUUGUGUUUCUUUCUACAGCUUUCAUUUGUAUAGUAUAUCUUUCGCCUCUGGCAGUUGUAGGAUUGCGACUGAUCAGCAUUCGUUAUAGUAGGAAAGCAGUAUCGUUCUUCUUUGGUCUUUGGCUAUCUAUGUGGCCCUUUCUAUUUGAAAAGAUAAACAGAACUAAAGUUGUCUUUUCUGGGGAUAGUAUUCCGAUGAGGGAACGUGUGUUACUUAUUGCCAAUCACAGAACUGAGGUUGAUUGGAUGUACUUGUGGGAUCUUGCUCUUAGAAAGGGAAGACUAGGAUCUAUAAAAUACAUCCUUAAGAGCAGCUUAAUGAAACUACCGAUUUUUGGUUGGGGAUUUCACCUUCUGGAAUUCAUUGCAGUGGAGAGGAAGUGGGAGAUAGAUGAGCAAAUAUUGCAAAAAAAUCUUUCAACAUUUCAGGAUCCGAAAGAUCCUUUGUGGCUAUCUCUUUUUCCUGAAGGAACCGAUUAUACUGAACAGAAGUGUAAAAGUAGUAAAAAAUUUGCUGCUGAAGCUGGGCUUCCUGUGCUGUCAAAUGUAUUACUUCCAAAAACGAAGGGAUUUCACACUUGCUUGGAAACUCUACGAGACUCAUUGGAUGCAGUAUAUGACGUGACAAUUGCAUACAAGAAUCAAUGUCCUUCAUUUCUGGACAAUGUUUUUGGUCUCGAUCCUUCAGAAGUGCACCUGCAUAUUCGGCGUAUUCCUAUAGAGGAGAUUCCAAUUUCUGAAACUAAAGCUGCUUCUUGGUUAAUGGAUGCAUUCCAAAUCAAGGACCAAUUGCUUUCUGAUUUCAAUGUUCAAGGCCAUUUCCCUAACCAACUAAAUGAAGAGAAAAUCUCAACCUUCAAGUGCCUACUCACUUUGAUCGUGAUAAUUUCGUUUACUGCCUUGUUUACUUAUUUUACCUUGUUUUCUCACAUCGGGUUCAAGUUGUAUGUAGGUCUAUCUUGUGCAUAUCUUUCUAUUGCAACACGCUUCAAAAUUCAAUUGAAGCCUUUAGCAAAUUAUGUCCAUGCAUUCUAUAACAGCAAGAAACAAAAGAAUGCAUAGAAUAGGGUUUUUUCAAUUUUAAAGGUCAAAUGUGCAAUUUUGGUCUUGAAUUUGAUAUUGAUAUGUACAUUAUUUGUUUAAUUUGAUUCUUUUAGUAGCGUUGUUCAGACAGUACAGAAAAUUAAAUGUACAAUAUUACCAACUGGGAUUUAUGUUGGAAAUUGGUAUUUGAUAGAAUUAUUUCCCAAAGCCA